Molecule: messenger RNA, 3867 nt
Organism: Cynocephalus volans (Philippine flying lemur)
Lineage: Eukaryota; Metazoa; Chordata; Mammalia; Dermoptera; Cynocephalidae
Gene: CACHD1
Product: cache domain containing 1
Exons: 27
Coding region: 1-3867 (1288 amino acids)
Cellular component (GO): voltage-gated calcium channel complex
Molecular function (GO): voltage-gated calcium channel activity
Source: RefSeq, a predicted model, not a curated record
AUGGCCCGCGAGCCGGACGAAGAGGAGACGGCGGGGGCGGCCUCCCUGGCCCGCCGCUGUCCAGGCUCGCCUGGCCGGGCCGGGGCGCUGCGACUACCUCUCUGGCUGCUCUGCCUGGUCGCGUGCUGGCUCCUGGGCGCCGUGGCUAACGCCGACUUUUCCAUCCUGGACGAGGCGCAAGUGCUGGCGAGCCAGAUGCGGAGGCUGGCGGCCGAGGAGCUGGGGGUCGUCACCAUGCAGCGGAUAUUCAAUUCCUUUGUUUACACUGAGAAAAUCUCAAAUGGAGAAAGUGAAGUACAGCAGCUAGCCAAAAAAAUCCGAGAGAAGUUCAACCGUUACUUGGAUGUGGUCAAUCGGAACAAGCAAGUUGUGGAAGCUUCCUAUACUGCUCACCUAACCUCUCCCCUAACUGCAAUUCAAGACUGCUGUACUAUUCCACCUUCCAUGAUGGAAUUUGACGGGAACUUUAAUACUAAUGUAUCUAGAACGAUUAGUUGUGAUCGACUUUCUACUACUGUUAAUAGCCGGGCCUUCAAUCCAGGAAGAGACUUAAAUUCAGUUCUUGCAGACAACCUGAAAUCCAACCCUGGAAUUAAGUGGCAGUAUUUCAGUUCGGAAGAAGGAAUUUUCACUGUUUUCCCAGCACACAAGUUCCGGUGUAAGGGCACCUAUGAGCAUCGCAGUAGGCCCAUCUACGUCUCUACAGUCCGGCCGCAAUCAAAGCACAUAGUAGUGAUCCUGGACCAUGGGGCUUCAGUCACCGAUACCCAGCUUCAGAUCGCCAAGGAUGCUGCUCAGGUCAUCCUCAGCGCCAUUGACGAGCAUGAUAAGAUUUCUGUGUUGACUGUGGCAGACACCGUCAGGACUUGCUCACUAGACCAAUGCUAUAAGACCUUCCUGUCUCCAGCCACCAGUGAGACGAAAAGGAAAAUGUCCACCUUUGUUAGCAGCGUCAAGCCUUUGGAUAGUCCUACUCAGCACGCAGUGGGAUUUCAAAAGGCAUUUCAGCUGAUUCGAAGCACAAACAAUAACACAAAAUUCCAAGCAAGUACAGACAUGGUCAUCAUUUACCUGUCAGCUGGCAUUACAUCAAAGGACUCUUCAGAAGAAGAUAAAAAGGCAACUCUCCGUGUCAUCAAUGAAGAAAAUAGCUUUCUAAACAACUCUGUAAUGAUUCUCACCUAUGCCCUCAUGAACGAUGGGGUGACUGGUUUGAAAGAGCUGGCAUUUCUGAGAGAUCUGGCUGAGCAGAAUUCUGGGAAGUAUGGUGUGCCAGACCGUACAGCCUUGCCCGUGAUUAAAGGCAGCAUGAUGGUGCUGAACCAGUUAAGUAACCUGGAGACCACAGUCGGCAGGUUCUACACAAACCUCCCUAACCGGAUGAUUGACGAAGCUGUUUUUAGCCUUCCUUUCUCUGAUGAGAUGGGAGAUGGUUUGAUAAUGACUGUGAGUAAACCCUGUUAUUUUGGAAACCUGCUUCUGGGAAUUGUAGGUGUGGACGUGAAUCUGGCUUACAUUCUUGAAGAUGUGACGUAUUACCAAGACUCUUUGGCUUCUUAUACUUUUCUCAUUGAUGACAAAGGGUAUACGCUUAUGCAUCCAUCUCUUACCAGGCCAUAUCUACUGUCAGAGCCCCCACUUCAUACUGACAUCAUACACUAUGAAAAUAUCCCAAAAUUUGAGUUGGUUCGGCAAAAUAUCCUAAGCCUCCCUCUGGGCAGCCAGAUUAUCGCAGUCCCUGUGAACUCAUCCCUGUCUUGGCACAUAAACAAGCUGAGAGAAACUGGAAAGGAGGCCUACAAUGUUAGCUACGCCUGGAAGAUGGUACAAGACACUUCCUUUAUUCUGUGUAUUGUGGUGAUACAACCAGAAAUACCUGUUAAACAACUGAAGAACCUCAACACCGUUCCCAGCAGCAAGCUGCUGUACCACCGGCUGGAUCUUCUGGGCCAGCCUAGUGCCUGCCUUCACUUCAAACAGCUGGCGACUCUAGAAAGUCCCACCGUCAUGCUGUCUGCUGGCAGCUUUUCCUCCCCCUACGAGCAUCUCAGCCAGCCUGAGACGAAGCGCAUGGUAGAGCACUACACAGCCUACCUCAGCGACAACACCCGCCUCAUUGCUAACCCAGGGCUCAAAUUCUCUGUCAGAAAUGAAGUAAUGGCUACCAGCCACGUCACAGAUGAAUGGAUGACACAAAUGGAAAUGAGUAGCCUGAACACUUAUAUUGUCCGCCGUUACAUAGCAACGCCCAAUGGCGUCCUCAGAAUUUAUCCUGGGUCUCUCAUGGACAAAGCAUUUGAUCCCACUAGGAGACAGUGGUAUCUCCAUGCAGUAGCUAAUCCAGGGUUAAUUUCUUUGACUGGUCCUUACUUAGAUGUUGGAGGUGCUGGCUAUGUUGUGACAAUCAGUCAUACCAUUCAUUCAUCCAGUACACAGCUAUCUUCUGGGCACACCGUGGCUGUGAUGGGCAUUGACUUCACGCUUAGAUACUUCUACAAGGUCCUGAUGGACCUAUUACCAGUUUGUAACCAAGAUGGUGGCAACAAAAUAAGGUGCUUCAUAAUGGAGGACAGGGGUUAUCUGGUGGCACAUCCAACUCUCAUUGACCCCAAAGGACAUGCACCUGUGGAGCAGCAGCACAUUACCCACAAGGAGCCCCUGGUAGCAAAUGAUAUCCUCAACCACCCCAACUUUGUAAAGAAAAACCUGUGCAACAGCUUCAGUGACAGAACAGUCCAGAGGUUUUAUAAAUUCAACACUAGCCUUGUGGGGGAUCUGACGAACCUUGUGCAUGGCAGCCACUGUUCUAAAUACAGAUUGGCGAGAAUCCCAGGUACCAACGCAUUUGUCGGCAUUGUCAAUGAAACGUGCGACUCUCUUGCCUUCUGUGCCUGUAGUAUGGUGGACCGACUCUGUCUCAACUGUCACCGAAUGGAACAAAACGAAUGCGAAUGUCCUUGUGAGUGCCCUCUAGAGGUCAAUGAGUGCACUGGCAACCUCACCAACGCAGAGAACCGAAACCCAAGUUGUGAGGUGCACCAGGAGCCAGUGACGUACACAGCUAUUGACCCUGGCCUGCAGGACGCUCUUCACCAGUGUGUCAACAGCAGGUGCAGUCAGAGGAUAGAAAGUGGGGACUGUUUUGGUGUGCUGGAUUGUGAAUGGUGCAUGGUAGAUAGUGAUGGAAAGACUCAUCUGGACAAAUCCUACUGUGCACCCCAGAAGGACUGCUUCGGGGGGAUCGUGGGAGCCAAAAGUCCCUACGUUGAUGACAUGGGGGCAAUAGGUGAUGAGGUGAUCACAUUAAACAUGAUCAAAAGUGCCCCCGUGGGUCCUGUGGCUGGAGGCAUCAUGGGCUGCAUCAUGGUCCUGGUCCUCGCUGUGUAUGCCUACCGCCAUCAGAUUCACCGGCGGAGUCACCAGCAUAUGUCUCCUCUUGCUGCCCAAGAAAUGUCAGUGCGUAUGUCCAACCUGGAGAAUGACAGAGAUGAAAGAGACGACGACAGCCACGAAGACAGAGGCAUCAUCAGCAACACAAGGUUUAUAGCCGCAGUCAUCGAACGACAUGCACACAGUCCAGAAAGGAGGCGUCGCUACUGGGGUCGCUCAGGAACAGAAAGUGAUCAUGGUUACAGCACCAUGAGCCCACAGGAAGACAGUGAAAAUCCUCCAUGCAACAAUGACCCCUUGUCCGCUGGGGUUGAUGUGGGAAACCACGAUGAGGACUUAGACCUGGAUACUCCACCUCAGACUGCUGCCCUACUAAGUCACAAGUUCCACCACUACCGGUCACACCACCCUACCCUUCAUCACAGCCACCACUUACAGGCUGCCGUGACAGUACACACCGUCGACGCAGAAUGCUAA